Naegleria fowleri is the source of this 2064-nucleotide messenger RNA. RefSeq lists its product as uncharacterized. The transcript has a single exon. Bases 1 to 2064 code for a protein of 687 amino acids. Lineage: Eukaryota; Heterolobosea; Eutetramitea; Acrasida; Naegleriidae. Gene Ontology annotation, molecular function: protein binding. The record is from RefSeq and is a predicted model, not a curated record.
AUGGGCAAAAAGAGAAAUCAAUCUAAGGAUGAUGUGGGUUCAUCCUUGGCCGAUUUAAAUUUGAUCAGAAGAGCAAAAUAUUUGAAAGCGAAGGAAAUGCUGCAAGAUUUAGAGAAUGCAAAGAAACGAGAUGUUCCGAUUCAAUUUAUCACAUUGAUCAAACAAUAUGAUGAUGGAUCUGAUGAAGAGAUUUAUAUUGAUUUAGAUUGCAUGUUACAGAUUUUCAGUUAUUUGAAUCCUUCUGAAUUGUUGUUACAUGUUGGUCUUGUAUGCAAAUCGUGGUAUUUUCUUUCAAUACGAACGAACUUUUUGUGGCAAAAUUUGUAUUAUUCAGAAUUUGGUGAUGAAACUUCCCGACCUGUCUAUAAUGCUAUUAUUGAUGAGAAUGACGAUUCCGAAUUUGAUGGACAAUGGAAGAAAAUGUAUGCCUAUAGAGUUGACUUGAGAAAUAAGUGGUACAAUAAUCAUCCUGAUCGUAUAGGAUAUUUGGACAUUUUACAAUCUGAAUAUUCAAGAAACAAGAAUAAGAAUACUAAUAAGGGAGAGUUAUUUAAGAAGGAUGCGCAUUUAGCUUGCAUUUCAGAAGAAGAACUUGUCUCAGAAGAGACAAGUGACAGAAAACUCUACAGAAUUAACCCAGAAGACAGGGCUCAAAUUACCAAACUUUGUCUUGUCGGAAAUGACAGACUUUUGAGCGGUGACGCAAGAGGGGUGAUUAAAUUGUUCAAUCUUAGAUCUUAUCAACAGGUGAAGAAAUUCGUAGGAGCGCAUGACACCUCUAUUUCGAACAUUGUGUGUAUACUUCCAGAGCAACAAUUAUCAGAAACUCCAAGCCAAUUUAUGACACCAAGCAAAUUCAAACUCGAACCAAACUAUACCUACUUUUUAUCAACAGGCUUGCAAUCACAGGAAAUCAAUGUUUGGCACCUUGAGACUGGACUUCUCUUGAAAAAGCUCAGAGGAGAACAUGCUGUGGAAACAUGCUUUGGAGCGACAACCAAAAUGAGACAUCCUGUCGUUGGUAUGAAGGUUUCCAGGUUUUGUGGCCAACCUGUUUUGGUAGUAGUUUCACUUAAAACCAUCGAAAUCUAUGACCUUACCACCUUUGUGCUACUCAGAAUCAUAAAACCCUUUUACAAGCCGAAAGAAAAGGGUGCAGCACGAAAGAAGCUCAUAGAUGCAUUCAUUGAAAAAUUAAGAGGUGAAUACAAUAGUGAAGACGAGGAGGAACAAGAAGAUGAUGAAGUGGAUGACGACGCUAUGCAUGAUGCAGGCCAUGCUCCAGCAACUACCAUUAUCAAGUUCGAAAUUCUCGACGAUAAUACCAUUGCUAUUGUCUCUGGAGACCAAAUUAUUCGUGUGUAUAAUGUCAGUCUGUCUUUAUGUAUCAAAACGAUGGACAUGAAGAAGACCAAGGUAUUGGACGUUGAAAAUUACAAUCGACCAACUUCAUUGGAAAGUUUCAAAAAACUAUAUCGCAAGUUUGAGGUUCAUGAACAGAUUAUUGUAACUGGUAUUUACAAAACGAAUAUUGAUGGACAAUUUUGUGCUACCGUGGUUAUAGGCUCAAAUAAUGAUCCUUACAAUUAUGCUGCCUCUAAUGCCAAAACAUUUAUCAAGUAUUUUGACUACCGAUUUGGCAUUGAAAAUCCAGUAAGAAGUGUAAAAUUAGAUGUGAAAGAUAGUUAUGACUAUUAUGGAUAUAGACACAGUUACAAUUCAAACUAUUUCGAUGACGACAAGAUAAUUAUUAGCACCUAUUCAAGCAUUUGCAUUGCUGGCAGAAGAGACGGUAUUGUCAAACAAUCGAUUCAACAUCCAUUGAACCUCUCGUACAGUGUCUCUACUUAUUAUGCAGACGAACGCUUUUUGAUUAUGGGCACUUCGUUUGGAGGAAUAAUUGCAUUAGAUUUUGGUGGAAAUUUGCUUUAUUGGAGCAAUCUGAAAGGAAGAAGAUUGCUUGACGAGACUUCCACCACUGGAUCUGCUGCUUCUGCUACUAAUGACACAGAUGUUGAGCACACCACCUCAAUGGCUGAACACAUGGAUGAAUCUCAAGAUUAA